Molecule: messenger RNA, 2613 nt
Organism: Plutella xylostella (diamondback moth)
Lineage: Eukaryota; Metazoa; Arthropoda; Insecta; Lepidoptera; Plutellidae
Product: organic cation transporter protein
Biological process (GO): transmembrane transport
Cellular component (GO): membrane
Molecular function (GO): transmembrane transporter activity
Source: RefSeq, a predicted model, not a curated record
ACAACGUCACUUUGAAUGGCUACUCAAACAUAGCCGCUUGACUCGUAGAUCUCAUAACAAAAAUCUCUAUCGCCGGAAACACCGUUCUCUACGGUUUCAAAGGCAAUCUAAAAACAAAAAAUGUCUUCAAAAACAAAAGACGUUGAAGGAGCGAGUCGGCGCGGGUCUAUCCCGGACUCGUCCGCGCCCGGGUCUAAUGGGUCAAAUGGGUCAAGCGGGGAGGUGGACCUGGACCGCAUCCUGGUGGAGGAGCUGGGUCAGUUCGGGAGGUAUCAGCUGCGCACGUUCCUGCUGUGCAUCCUUCUCGUCAUCUUCGUCGCAUUCUCGGCCAGCGAGUAUGUGUUCACCACCUCGAGAAUACGGACCAGAUGCGCGAUCCCAGAGUGCGACACAGCGGACACCCCCUUCGCCCCCUCCUGGAUCCUGAGCGCGGUGAACGGCACCAGCCAGAGCUCCUUCGAGGGGUGCGCCAGGUUCCCCAGGAACACUUCCGCCUUGCUCCCCGACCAAUCCUGCCCCCCUGAGCUGUUUGACCAGACCACCACCGUUGCUUGCGAAGAGAGGGUCUAUGAGAAUACGCACACUGUGGUUUAUGAUUACGACCUUGGCUGCGAGGAAUGGCGGCGCUCUCUCAUCGGCACCAUCCGGACCUUCGGCACCCUGACGGCGCUGCCCAUCACCGGCUACCUGUCUGACAACUUCGGCCGCCGCGUCACGCUCGCGCUCAACGCCUUCAACACCUGCUGGCUCGGGGUUGUCCGCUACUGGGCUGAUACCUACUGGGGGUUCACCAUCUCUGAGUUUGUGGAGUCUACGUUCGGGUCUGGAGGGUUUUCGUGCGCUUAUAUUUUGUUGAUGGAAGUGGUUGGCCCCAAGUACCGCGUGGCGGCGGGCGCGGCCAUGAACACGUGCUUCUCCACGGGGCAGGUCAUCAUGGGGCUCAUCGCCUGGGCCGUGCCCAACUGGAGGACCUUCACCCUCGUCCUCUACCUGCCCAUGAUCGUCACCAUCAGCUACUUCUGGCUCAUGAGCGAGUCCGUCCGCUGGCUCAUGAGCAAGGGACGCUUCGAGGAAUCCGAAGAGGUCCUGAAAACCGUGGCUAGGGUCAACCGGACUACGUUGUCUGAGAAGUCUUUGCAGCAGUUGAGAGCGUCGGCUCUGGCGCAGCAGAAGAGGAGCGAGAUCGAGGCUGAGGAGCGCAGUAAAGAGCCGUGGCUUCCAGUCAUAGUCUUCCGGAACAAGCCCAUCCUGCUGCGAUGCAUCGUGUCUCCGAUCUGGUGGCUGACCUGCAUGUUCGUGUACUACGGACUGUCCAUCAACGCUGUGAACCUGUCCGGGAACCGCUACCUGAACUACAUCGCGGUGUCGUCGGUGGAGAUCCCCGGCUACUGGACGGCGUUCGUCCUGAUGGGCAAGAUCGGCAGGAAGCCGGUCCUUAUUUUUGCUUUCUGGGCGUGUGCGGCUUGCCAAAUUGGAUACAUCUUCUUGCAAGGAGCGGACAGCGGCAUCUCCCUAGCCCUGUACCUGAUCGGCAAGUUCUGCAUCGCGAUGGUGCUGACCUCGGUGUACGUGUACACGGCCGAGCUGUACCCCACCAAGUACCGGCACAGCCUGUUCGCGUUCUCCUCCAUGAUCGGACGAGUUGGCUCCAUGACCGCGCCGCUGACGCCUGCUCUGGGUGCGACAUUCUUCGAGGAGCUCCCGUUCGCCCUAUUCGCCGGUUUCUGCGUGCUGUCGGGCGCGCUCAUGUUCUUCACGCCCGAGACCAUGGGCUGCCGGCUGCCGAACACGCUGCAGGAGGCCAUCGACCUCGGGAAGAAGAAGUAGGAUACUGAUGUGGCUUCAUAGAGGCUGGUUGAGGAUACGGAGGCCGCUUCGUAGCGGCUGAUAAAGCUGCGAUUGUAGGUUUAAAAAGUAGCUAUUGUGACUCUACAAAAAAGACAAGUACCUACAAGAAAAUCAGUGUGUCUGGAACUCAGUGACGGAUACGUAUAUUAGGAGUGAUUUUUUAUAGAUUAACAUUGUAAAUAGGUAGUUUAUUUGUUAGAUGUAGCUUGAUUGAUAUAGGUUACUGUUACUUUAUAGAUAAUUUAUACGUAUCUACAUAGGUACCCUUAAUCGUUGAACUUAAUUUAAGUUAGAUAUGUAUACCUGAGUACUCGUAUUUUAUACAGGGCGUUGCAAACUUAGUAACUAUAGAAGUUAAAAUAUCUACUCUCCAUUGUUUCUAUGGGGAAGUAUAAUUUUAUCUCGGCUUACUAAGCCUUUUUUUACAUCCGAUAAAAUUUAAGUAUCUACCUAGAGCUUAAGACCAGUAAUUAUUAAUUGAGAGACUUUUGUGAUAUCACCUUCAUCAUCAUCAGCUUAUUCAUAUAUUGCCUAGACUAGGGAUAUACUUUUUCCGACAUUUUAGUUUGCAUAGUGGCAUAAGAAUGUUUGAAGUGUUUUGUAAAUUUAAGUUUAGUAUAGGUAGAAAAUUGUAAACAUUAUUAAUACUAAGCUGCCGCUUACAUACUUAUUUGCAUUGUAUAUUACAUGAGUGAAUGAUCAGCAUUUCAUGUCAUAAUUAUUUUAACUGAAUUUAUUAAUAGGUUAAUAAAAAACGUCUCUAUU